AUGGAGGAAAUCGUUAUUGAAGCACCUACUAAUGGAGAUGCAAAUUCAAAUUUAAUGAAGCAAGAUCUUUCUUCUCUUAACAUUGAUGAAAUAACUGCUCUUACACCUUGUGUCAUUUCAAGACAAGCAACAAUUAAUAUUGGUACUAUUGGACAUGUAGCUCAUGGUAAAUCAACAGUAGUUAAAGCAUUAUCAGGUGUACAUACAGUCAAGUUUAGAGAAGAAUUGAAGAAAAAUAUGACAAUUCGUUUAGGUUAUGCUAAUGCUAAAAUUUAUAAAUGUACAAACCCAAAUUGUCCUAAACCAGGUUGUUAUAAAAGUUAUGGGUCAGCUAAGGAAGACAACCCAAUUUGUGAAGUACCAGGUUGUGGUCAUAAGAUGCAAUUAUUAAGACAUGUUAGUUUUGUAGAUUGUCCAGGUCACGACUCAUUGAUGAUGACAAUGCUUACUGGAACUGCUGUUAUGGAUGGGGCAUUGUUGCUCGUUGCAGGUAAUAAACCAUGCCCACAGCCACAAACAAGUGAACAUUUAGCUGCAGUAGAAUUUAUGAAAUUGAAACAUAUGAUUAUUUUACAAAAUAAAAUUGAUUUGGUAAAAACUAAAGAAGAUGCACAAAAGAAUUAUCAACAAAUUAAAGAAUUUGUUAAAGGAAGCAUUGCAGAAAAUGCGCCAAUUAUUCCAAUUUGUGCACAAUUAAAAUAUAAUAUGGAUGUAGUUUGUGAAUACAUUUGUCAUUCUAUUCCUGUUCCACAAAGAGAUUUCAAAGUUAAUCCACGGAUGACUAUUAUUCUUGCUGGUAUUGUAGGUUCAUUACCUCCUGUAUUUGUUGAACUUCAAAUUAAAUUCUAUUUGUUAGCUCGUUUAUUAGGGGUUGAAAGUAGUGAUGGAGAAGCAUUAGUUAAGCCAUUAGUUGCUGGUGAUAUUUUAAUGAUCAACAUUGGAAGUACUCAUACUGGUUGUAAGGUUAUGGCUUUGAAAGACGAUAUGGCUCAAAUCUCAUUGAUGAAACCUGUCUGUACUACUGUUGGUGGAAAAAUUGCUAUGUCUAGAAAAGUCGAAAGAAGAUGGAGACUUGUUGGAUGGGGAGAAGUUGUUAAAGGAACAAAGAAAGUCUCUGAAUAA
This is a messenger RNA of Entamoeba dispar SAW760, 1122 nucleotides long. RefSeq names its product eukaryotic translation initiation factor 2 subunit gamma, putative. Gene Ontology annotation, cellular component: eukaryotic translation initiation factor 2 complex; cytosol. The record is from RefSeq and is a predicted model, not a curated record. Gene Ontology annotation, biological process: positive regulation of translational fidelity; formation of translation preinitiation complex. Lineage: Eukaryota; Evosea; Mastigamoebida; Endamoebidae. Gene Ontology annotation, molecular function: GTPase activity; tRNA binding; GTP binding. The transcript is spliced from 2 exons. The coding region runs from base 1 to 1122 and encodes 373 amino acids.